CGUGGAUGCGUAUCCCAUUCUGGCCGGUAGAGAACUUGUUCGGACGCGCUGGCCGCUUCGCCUCUUGCACAUUUCGAUCAGGCAUGCCCAAUAGCCUGAGCGAAACCACUCUGCUGUCACGCAGCCCCCCUUCUGGGGUCAUGACCCCGGUCAAUCCGUCGGAGUUUCCAGAUGCACAGUUUGGAGAUCUCGAGAAGGGGCUGUCAGACAAAACCGAGAUUGAUCUUCCUAAGCAAGAUGACCACGGUUGGCGACGAAUCGUCCGUGGAUUCACUCCUUCUAUGUUCUCCAUAACCAUGGGCACGGGUGUCGUGGCGAUUCUGCUGCAUCAAAUGCCGUACAACAGCAGCUGGACGGAUUACCCUUGCUACAUUAUUUUCGGACUCAACGUCCUAAUAUUCAUUAGCGCUUUGUUGGUGUCUAUUUUGCGGUAUACUCUUUGGCCUGAGUUAUGGCCAGCGAUGAUACACCAUCCGACUCAUUCUCUGUUUUUGGGCUGUUUCCCAAUGGGCCUCGGGACUAUUGUCAACCUGAUUGUGUUGGUCUGCGUUCCAGCGUGGGGUCCUUGGGCCGCGACAAUGGCAUGGGCAUUGUGGUGGAUCGAUGCUGCUCUUGCGGUGACCAUUUGCUGUUCAGUCGCCUUCCUGAUGUACGUUGCUACUCAUGGCUUCCAGAUUGCAAAGUGCUGCCAAACUGACGUUUUAUUUCCUAGGAUAUCGGUCCAUGAUGUGACUCCUGAGAAGCUGACUGCUGCAUGCUUGUUGCCUGCCGUCAGCUGUAUCGUUGCCGCAUCGACUGGCGGCCAAGUUGCGCAGAUGGAGGCACUCGAAGCCCAUGAAGCACUCUGGACGUUACUUACCUGUUAUUGCUGCUGGGCAAUCGGGUUCUUUGUCGGGUUGAUGGUUCUAUGCAUUUACUUUUACAGGUUGUUGUUGUUCAAGCUUCCUUCGCAGGAAGUUGUUGUUAGCGUGUUUUUGUCUUUGGGACCUCUCGGACAGGGAAGCUUUGGAAUCUUGCAAUGCGGGAAGGCUGCAAGGAUGAUUUUUCCAAAGCUCACUCUACUACCAUCGGAGGCUGGUACCAUACUUUACGUUAUGGGCGUUAUCAUGGGUCUUGUUAUUUGGGCCAUGGCUAUUCCUUGGAUGUGUUUCGCAGUAGGAUCCGUCCUGCGUCUGAGAUUGAGGUUCCCCUUCAACAUUGGCUGGUGGGCCUUUUUGUAUCCAGUCGGUAGGUCCAACCAUGUUUGCAACUAUACGCGCAAUCGGCCUGCUGACUUGAUGUUUCUUANNGGUGGUGUUGCUUCAGCAACCAUCACAUUGAGUGCCGAGCUGGACUCUGCAUUCUUUGGUGUGAUUGCAGAGGUUCUCACCGCUAUCAUCGUCCUCGUCUGGAUCAUCUGCUUCGCGAGAACCGUUAGAGGAGCCUUUUCAGGCGAGCUCUUCCCGAAGCCAGGUGUUUGUGAACUUCGUCCAGAUUCAGGAGCU
This is a messenger RNA of Aureobasidium vineae, 1484 nucleotides long. The record is from the annotation of a GenBank genome assembly. NCBI's taxonomy places the organism in Eukaryota, Fungi, Ascomycota, Dothideomycetes, Dothideales, Saccotheciaceae.